Aspergillus novofumigatus IBT 16806 is the source of this 1672-nucleotide messenger RNA. Its product is annotated as OSBP family protein. The transcript is spliced from 4 exons. Lineage: Eukaryota; Fungi; Ascomycota; Eurotiomycetes; Eurotiales; Aspergillaceae. The coding region runs from base 171 to 1421 and encodes 416 amino acids. Gene Ontology annotation, biological process: endocytosis; exocytosis; maintenance of cell polarity. Gene Ontology annotation, molecular function: oxysterol binding. The record is from RefSeq and is a predicted model, not a curated record. Gene Ontology annotation, cellular component: intracellular membrane-bounded organelle; membrane; cytosol.
GGUGUCUCUGGUAGUACGUAGUCUAUUGCUGGAGAGCCCUCUCUUCUUCUCUUCAUCCCCACUCAAGCUUACUUCUUCUUGGUCUCUAAAUAAUCUUUCCAUUAGCGUUUGCUAAGUUUUCUUCUUGGACUACGUGGUUUUCUUGUCAAACACACAGCGGUAUACCCAACAUGAGCUCCAGUAAGGAUCCACAGUCUGCCAUUCCCCCUGCAAGCAAAGGGUCCUGGUCCAGCUUCUUGAAGUCGAUCGCCUCCUUCAACGGAGAUCUUUCCUCGUUAACCGCUCCUCCCUUCAUUCUUUCGGGCACCUCUUUGACGGAAUACUCUGCCUACUGGGCUGAACAUCCCAGUCUGUUUGUGGCUGCGGCCAAAGAAGCUGACCCUGAGAAGCGAGCAUUGGCUGUUCUGAAAUGGUUUCUCAGCACGCUGCGCCAACAGUAUUGCUCUCGCAGUGAGAAGCUGGGCAGUGAGAAGAAGCCUCUGAACCCCUUCCUGGGUGAGCUUUUCCUCGGCAAGUGGGAAAAUGAUCCUGAUGCCGGGGAGACUACCUUGAUCAGCGAGCAAGUCAGCCACCAUCCCCCUGCCACAGCCUAUGCGAUCACCAACGAGAAGCACGGUAUUGAGCUACAAGGAUACAAUGCGCAGAAGGCAUCCUUCUCCAACACCAUUCAAAUCAAGCAAAUCGGCCAUGCCUUGCUGACAAUCACCCCUCCAUCCGCGGACAAGAACGAUCCCGCCCAGAAGGAGCGCUACCUCAUCACACUCCCCUACUUGCAUGUCGAGUCCCUCAUCUACGGUACGCCGUUCAUGGAACUGGAGAGAUCGACCAUGAUCGCCAGUAGCACGGGCUACAUCGCCAAAAUCAAUUACUCCGGCAAGGGCUGGCUCAGCGGCAAGAAGAACACCUUCAACGCCGUGCUCUACCACGAGAAAGACGGGGAGAGAAAGCCCCUAUACACCGCAGAGGGACAAUGGUCCGACACAUUCGUCAUCAAGGACGCUCGCACGAACAAGGAGAUCGACCGCUACGUCGCCAAGGACAUGAAGACCAGCCCGCUGACCGUCGCCCCUCCGGAGGAGCAAGACCUAUGGGAGAGCCGACGAGCCUGGCGCGACGUCGCAUCCGCCAUCGAGCGCGGUGAUAUGGACGCCACCUCUCUCGCCAAGUCGAAGAUCGAGAACGCUCAACGCGAGCUCCGCAAAGUCGAAAAGGCCGAGAACCGGGAGUGGGAGCGCCGGUUCUUCAAGCGCGUCGAUGAAACGGUCGACGAGGAGUUUCAGCGUCUGGCCCGGAUGGUCGGCCUGACUUCACUCGAGAGCGAUAAGACCGGUGGCGUCUGGCGUUUUGACAAGGAGCGCGCCGCGAAUGCCAAGCCUCCCUAUCACCAGACCGGUGGCGAGGGACUCGGAGUGUCCGAGUAAGCCUCCAAUCUUGCUAGUUGUUACUACAUGAAUGGGCUGUCACACACAUUCAUACAGUAUUCACUAUGCACUCUGCGCUAUGCACUAUGCCACAGUGGACGUUGCGAAUAUAGAAUCAUUAAUCGUUUUUGGGUACGUGGGAUCCGUUCAUCGGUUUUGUCUCUCUCCAUUUUUAGGAGUUCCGAUUCUUGUAUAUAGGAAGGUUACGCAGUAGUCUUGAACACUUAGAAUCCACAAGUUGAGCAAAUCAA